Messenger RNA from Notolabrus celidotus (New Zealand spotty), 1981 nucleotides. RefSeq names its product sphingomyelin phosphodiesterase acid like 3A (gene smpdl3a). Gene Ontology annotation, biological process: sphingomyelin catabolic process. The record is from RefSeq and is a predicted model, not a curated record. Bases 85 to 1458 code for a protein of 457 amino acids. Gene Ontology annotation, molecular function: sphingomyelin phosphodiesterase activity. Lineage: Eukaryota; Metazoa; Chordata; Actinopteri; Labriformes; Labridae. The transcript is spliced from 8 exons.
AGAACGUCACGUGACCUCUCCCCUGCUGCACUUCCUUGUUUACAUCAGAGGAGAAUGACCCACAGUGAAGUGUGACUGUAGUUCAUGUCUUUGCCUUGUGAUAGCAGCACUUUUAGAGGAUCUAACUCAGAGAACAUGAUCAAACUCUGCGUGUUUCUGCUGCUGCUGCUCAGCGCGGCUCUGCUCGAGGCUGCGCCCGCAGGAGGAAGCCCCCUGCCGGGGACAGGCCGCUUCUGGCACAUCACAGACCUCCACCUGGACCCCACCUACCACCUGGCCCCGGACCCCACCAAGGUCUGCUUCUCCUCCAAAGGAGUCCCGGCCACCAACGCCGGCGUGUAUGGAGACUUCUUAUGUGACUCUCCCUACCUCCUGAUCCAGUCAGCCUUCGCUCACAUGGCUCCCCUCACACAGCCGGAGGACUUCAUCGUAUGGACGGGAGACAGCCCUCCUCAUGUCCCUGCAGACGAGCUGUCCACAGACCUGGUGAUCCAGGUGAUCGGUAACAUGACCCACACCAUCUUACAGAACUUCCCCAACCUGACCGUCUACCCUGCUUUGGGAAACCACGACUACUGGCCUCAGGACCAGAUGCCCACCUCCACUAAUGCGAUCUACAAAGCCGCUGCAGAGCUGUGGAAGCCCUGGCUGCAGCCUGAAGCUCUGCUCACGCUCUCACAAGGAGGUUUUUACUCUCAGCUGGUGAAGCCGGGUCUGCGGGUCAUCAGUCUCAACACCAUCCUCUACUACGGUCCGGAUAAAGUCACAGAGAACAUGACGGAUCCUGCAGGACAGUUUGAGUGGCUGGAGAAGACUCUGCAGAAAGCCGCUCAGGACCUGGAGAAGGUGUACGUGAUCGCUCAUGUUCCUGUGGGCUUCCUGCCCUUUGCCAGAAGCACCACCGCUAUAAGGAAGAGCCACAACGAGCGGCUGGUCUCCAUCUUCAGGGAGUUCAGUCACGUUGUUGCAGGACAUUUCUACGGACACACGCACCGAGACAGCGUCAUGGUGCUGCUGGACCAACAAGGUAAACCUGUGAACUCUCUGUUCGUGGCUCCGGCUGUGACUCCCAUCAAACAUGUUUUGGAGCCGUACUCCAACAACCCGGCUUUCCGCAUGUACCUGUACAACCCUGAGGACUACGCUAUGAUGGAUAUCUGGCAGUACUAUCUGAAUCUGACGGAAGCCAACGAGAAACAAAGAUCCGACUGGAGGCUUGAAUAUAUCAUGAGCGAGGCUUUUGGACUGACUGACCUGCGGCCGCUGAGCCUGCUCCAGCUGGGCCUGAGCUUCAGGCUGCCGCAGGCCAAAGCCUUCGAUCAGUACUUCACUCACUACAUGGUGGGAUACAACAGCAGCAUCACCUGUGAGGGAGGCUGUAAGCUCAGCCAGGUGUGUGCCGUGCUCUACCUGGACCAGGUCUCGUACUCUAAGUGUGUCGCGCAGGGCGGGUGGUAGCAGGGGUGCAGCUCAGACAGGAAGGGUUAACUCAGGAUGAACGUUUGUCUUCGAAUCUUUCUUUUUGUAUCUGCUCUGCUGGAAUCAGAAAAAGGGGAAUGUAGAGUUUUUCAGCUCCAAAAUGAAGUGCAACUUUUUCACUUUGAUGCUUUUGUGUUUAUCCAAGAUGGUACCAAGAAGAAUCCAGAUCCAGCACAAGUCACAAACCGAAUCUGUUGUAAAUAUCUUUGAGAUUACCAUGACCAGAGGCAUUAUGAGGCUGGGUUGUUAUUGUCUGCACCAGCUGAUAACUAAUGAGAAUGAUUGUGCAAUAUCUAAUGUCUAAUAUCCAAGUCGCUGCUAAAGGAUGCUUUUUGCAACAUUUUUACCUUCAUGCUUCUGUUUUUUUUCUUCACUUUGUUUCAACCUCAGACACUUUUUUUUAUAAACAACAGUAAUCCGGAUCCAAUGCACAUCACAAACUCCAGGAUUCAAGAUUGAAUAAGUCUCAUAAAUAAAGCACAAUGGACUCAUGCACGCAAAA